Messenger RNA from Quercus lobata, 1140 nucleotides. RefSeq names its product zinc finger BED domain-containing protein RICESLEEPER 2-like. Lineage: Eukaryota; Viridiplantae; Streptophyta; Magnoliopsida; Fagales; Fagaceae. Bases 1 to 1140 code for a protein of 379 amino acids. The record is from RefSeq and is a predicted model, not a curated record. Gene Ontology annotation, molecular function: DNA binding. The transcript has a single exon.
AUGGAUUCCUCCACUAAUGCUCCCUUUGUUUAUACACAAGCGGAUGGUGCUCCUGCCACUGCCACCCAAGAGGCUGCUGCUGCAACCCAAGCUGAAGCUACUAAUGGUGAGUUGCCCCUAGUUCCACCUAGUGUAGUGAGUAAGACUGGUACUGGUAGUGGUAGGAAAAAGUCUUUAGCUUGGAAUCAUUUUGAAAAAGUAAAGGUAGACGAGGGUGUCACUAUGGCUGUAUGUAAUAAUUGUAAAAAAUCAUAUCUGGCUAAUAGUAAGAGUUAUGCUACUAGUAAUUUGUUAGCUCAUGUGACAAUCUGUCCUAAGAACCCUAAUAAAGAAGAUAAAGGGCAGAAAACAUUAGCUUUUGAACCCAAAAAUGAUGGAGAUGAAGGGUUCAAACUUGUGUCAACAACUUUUUCUGUUGAGGCUUCUAGAAAGGCACUAGCUGAAAUGAUAAUAAUUGAUGAGUUGCCUUUUAGGUGUGUUGAGGGUUAUGGGUUUAAGAAAUAUGUAACUACCUUACAACCUAAGCUUCGUCUAAAAGAUAUUCCAUCUCGACAAACUGUGGCUAGAGAUGUGAUUGGAAUUUAUAAUAGUGAGAGAGAGAAGCUAAGGAAAUCCUUGAAGGGUUGUAGGGUGUGUCUUACUACGGACACAUGGACUUCUCAACAAAAUUUGAAUUAUAUGUGUCUCACAUGUCACUUUAUUGAUGAUGCUUGGAAGUUGCAUAAGAGAAUUUUAAAUUUUUGUCAAAUUGAAGAUCAUAAAGGGGAGACUAUAGGUAGAAAGAUUGAGAUGUCUUUGCGUGAGUGGGGUAUUGAUGGCAUAUUCACUUUGACAGUGGAUAAUGCUAGUUUCAAUUUAACCACAUUUAAAUUUUUACAAACGGUAACAAAAGAUUGGAAUGGGAUAGUUUUAGGAAAUGAGUUAAUGCACAUGAGGUGUUGUGCUCAUAUCCUGAAUCUCAUUGUUGGGGAGGGUUUGAAAGAAAUUGAUGCAUCUGUUACGAGGGUGCGUGAAGCUGUGAGAUAUGUGAAGUCCUCGCCCAAUAGAAAUCAAACCUUUAGGAAUUUUAUGGAGAGGUUAGGUAUGGAGUCUAAGAGUCUUCUUUGUCUAGAUGUACCUACUAGGUGGAACUCAACUUAA